Messenger RNA from Diaporthe amygdali, 810 nucleotides. RefSeq lists its product as uncharacterized. Gene Ontology annotation, cellular component: cytoplasm. NCBI's taxonomy places the organism in Eukaryota, Fungi, Ascomycota, Sordariomycetes, Diaporthales, Diaporthaceae. The transcript has a single exon. Gene Ontology annotation, biological process: protein depalmitoylation. Gene Ontology annotation, molecular function: palmitoyl-(protein) hydrolase activity; carboxylic ester hydrolase activity. The coding region runs from base 1 to 810 and encodes 269 amino acids. The record is from RefSeq and is a predicted model, not a curated record.
AUGCCAGCUAGUCACGUUGUCGAGCCCAGAAAGGGAUAUGCGCACACCCACACUAUCAUCCUCCUCCACGGCCGCGACAGUACGAGCGCCGAGUUCGCCAGCGAGCUUUUCGAGAGCGAGGCCUCGGCCUUGGAUUCAUCAGAGGACAGCAAAAGGACCUUGCCGGAUCUCUUGCCGACAAUACGAUGGGUGUUCCCUACAGCGCCGAUGCUGCGGUCGGCACGCUUCGACACGGACAUGUCACAGUGGUUCGACAUGUGGUCCACCGAGAACCCGGACGAGCGGCCUGAAGUACAACUGCCGGGGCUGAAGGACAGCGUCUCUGCCUUGGUGGAAGUCGUCCGAGAGGAGGAGAGGGACGUGGCAAGGGACAGGAUCUUUAUUGGCGGUAUCAGUCAGGGCUUUGUGGUCGCUGUGGCGGCUUUCUUUGCUGGGGAGGCCAUGUCCGGGCUCGCUGGACUGAUUGGGCUGAGCAGUUGGAUGCCGUUGUCUGGCGAGCUGGGUGAUGAGGACGGGCGGGAGCAGCUCAGAUUAGUGUUUGGAGAGACCAGCAGUGGGCCCUUCUCGGGGCCCAUCUCAGGGCCCAGAAGUCCGGUGCCUGUUUUCCUAGGCCACUCGAGUGACGAUCCUGUCGUCUCUGUAAGCCAUGGCAGGGCGUUGAGGGACACACUCAAGCGGUUCUCAGAUAUAUUUGGGGAGGUGGAAUGGCACGAGUACGAGGAUGGAGGCCACUGGCUGAACGAGCCCCAGGGUGUGGACGAUCUUGUUGCCUUUCUGAAGAAACACAUGAAUGCUGUGUUGAGCGCUUGA